This is a messenger RNA of Drosophila subpulchrella, 1505 nucleotides long. RefSeq lists its product as uncharacterized. The record is from RefSeq and is a predicted model, not a curated record. Lineage: Eukaryota; Metazoa; Arthropoda; Insecta; Diptera; Drosophilidae. Bases 81 to 1031 code for a protein of 316 amino acids. The transcript is spliced from 3 exons.
GUAUUCUGGCGCUUGCACAUUGCAGACGCUAUUUACAAGAUAUAUAAGAUACCCAAGUAUUAGCAACCAAAGGAGCAAUCAUGGCGGAGGGCGAAUCCAAGUUUGGCUUCAAGGAUAUGGAGAAGGCGCUGGAGACUUUGAAGUUGCUGGAGGACCACGACAUGCAGUACCGCAAGCUGACAGUGCGUGGCUUGCUUGGCAGAGCCAAAAGGGUCCUAUCAAUGACCAAAGCGGAAGAGAAGCUGAAGAAUAUUAAUGCAGCCAUUGGAGUCUUUGAGAAAUGGCUGGAGGAGAAUGGCGGAGGAGCUUCUAGCAAGAAUGCCAAGACCGAUAGCGAGGACAAAGUGGAGACAGUGCCAGGACUGGGAUUCAAGGAUAAGGCCGCUGCGGAGGCUACCCUGAGCAUUUUGGCAGAGCGAGAUCCGGACUACCAGAGGUUGGCCAUAAAGGGGUUGAUUGGCAGCUCCAAGCGAGUACUGUCCGGCACCAAGAACGAGGACAAGAUCAAGGCCAUCAAGGAGGGUGUCCAGGUGCUGGAGGAUUUCCUGGAGAAGUUCGAGGCCGAAAAUCGCAUUAAGGAGAACCGUGCCUAUUUGCCACUCGCCGUGGUCACCAAGCUGCCGGAUUCCAAGGAGGGUUUGGCCAGCGAGUUCCUGGAAGCCUAUGGAGGCUCCAAGGCCAAGGGAAACUACAAGCACCUGCGCACCAUGUUCCCCAAGGAGGAUGACAAGACCAGCUGGGACAUUGUCCGGAAUCGCCAGUUGGCCAAGUUGCUGGAGCAGAUCAAGAGCGAGGAGGCCAAGCUCUUCGAUGCGGAAUCUGGGGCACCUACCGAUCUUCACCUGCAGUUGAUCCACUGGGCAUACAGUCCGCAGCCGGACAAGCUCAAGCAGUACAUCGAAAAGCUGGCCAAGAAGACCCCGGUGAAGCGCAAGCAGGAGAGCAGCAGCAGUGCUUCCAGCAGUACUAGCCAGGAUUCCGAUGAGGAGGAUAAGCCCAAGAAGAAGAAGAAGAGGGGGAGUGAGUCGUAGUUCAUUGAUAUAACACUCGGCUGCCAUUUGAUUAACGAACAGAAACGGUUCAUACAGCCCUGUUUCCGGUUUUCAACCUAUCCAAUUUGGCAGAAUUUAAAGUUAACAAUUUUGGUAUAAUGUCUAAUCGAUUCCUAAACUGCCAAGUUACAUGGGCAUCGAAAUUGGAAACAGGUUUAAUAGUUUAUUAAGUAACUCAAACUCAACUCAGAACUACGAUUAGUGGUGGACACAUAGAUGUUUUUUUGGCAUAUCCCCCUCUGUAUAGUAUAUACACAUAUUGUUAUGUAUUAUGUAUGUAUACAUGCGUGUAUGUACGUACGAUAUAUGUAAAUAUUGUAUAAUACCAUUCGUUUAUGUCGUUUUGAUGAGCCUAGUCUUUGAAAUCAAUAACUAUGUGUGCUACUUUCAGGCAAGACCUCAAGAGAGGGGCACUUUAAACUUGAACAAAAAUAAAAUUAUGGAACCAUCUGA